GUAAUUUAAUAUUGUUGCUGUUUCAAUGUAUCACUUACACUUGUUGCUUGCAAACGAAAACAAAAAGUGAAGAGCAGUUCAAAGCACUCAACAACAUAAUUCUGCGUCAAAUGUGUGUUUAAUUUCUGCAAAUUCAAAGUGUUUUCAUUUGGUUUUAUUGUCGGUGAAAAUGAAUAAACACAUUACUUUGAAACAACAAUCGUGUAAAUUCGUUUUUUCCUCAUGCUAUUUACAAGUGAAGAGAAUGAACGACAAAAGCAGAUAUUCACGCAGACAUUGAAAACGAAAUCAUGGUUACACCGAAUACUGUGUGUGUUGAGAGACAUAAUGAGACUUUGCGCGCGAUUGUAUUGCUAAACACUCCGAUUGAGUACUCAGCUGUUGCUUGCUGAUGAAGAUCGCAACACCGUCAGUCACACAAAGUCCGUCAAACAGUUAACAGUUUCGUUUUUGUAUAUCUCGUGUGCUUGUACACUGUGUGUGGUGUUCGUGAUUUUUAUUUGGUUAGUUUAUUGCAUAAAAAUUGCGGCAAAAUUGUUGCGAUUGUGAUUUUGUGAGUAACUGGUGUAAACAGAGAAAAAAAAACAAUAAAAAAUAAAUUAAUACCUAUGUUGUACGAGAUAACACAUUGGCAUCUAUAACGAAACUUAAUAUUUCGGUGAUUGAGCAACAAGUGUACGACUAUCGAAAACAAUUUUAACAGAUCUAGUGUUCGGACAACAAGAGAGCGAGAGGUGUUUUGUGUGGCGUGCGUUUUGGAUUUUAAUUCAACAUCACAAUGGUGAGCGGAGUGCUAGAUGUUAAAGAGCCUAAGCUGAAAUAUCCCAAAUCGGUGGCUUUCAUCAUUUGCAAUGAAUUCUGCGAGCGGUUUAACUACUAUGGCAUGCGAACGGUGCUCGUGCUAUAUCUCACCGGAAAGUUGGCGUACUCCAACGACGAUGCUACGGUUUUAUUCCAUGUGUUCGCCAGUUUAGCAUAUUUCUUUCCGUUAAUUGGUGCAAUCAUAGCAGACAGUUGGCUCGGGCGCUUCAAGACGAUUGUAUAUUUGUCGAUGAUUUAUGCUCUGGGCACCGUGGUGCUAACACUAGGAGCCGUGCCCACAUUAAAUCUUCCCACAAAUCAAGUGACUGUGCUGGGUUUGCUGUUAAUUGCCAUGGGCACGGGUGGUAUAAAACCGAAUGUGUCGGCAUUUGGUGGUGAUCAAUUCAAAUUGCCAGAGCAAGCGAAGCAUUUAGCCACCUUCUUCUCGUUAUUCUAUCUGUCAAUCAAUUUGGGAUCCAUGAUUUCGACAUUAUUGACACCGAUUUUGCGUGAGAACGUGCACUGCUUUGGCGAGCUCAGCUGCUAUUCGCUCGCAUUCGGUGUGCCGGGAGCAUUGAUGGUCAUUUCGAUUCUAAUUUAUGUGAUUGGCAAGCCGUUUUAUGUGCUGAUCCCGCCAUCGGGUAAUAUUAUCGUGAAAAUCGGCAAAUGUAUCGUGCAAGCGUACAAAACUCGGUCAAAAGAACGGCUGACCAAACCGCGCUAUCAUUUUCUUGAUUAUGCCGAACCAAAGUACGGCAAACAAUUGGUGUACGAUGUUAAAUGCUUGGCAAAAAUACUGGUUUUGUACAUACCAUUCCCGCUAUUUUGGGCGCUAUUCGAUCAGCAGAGCUCACGAUGGACGUUUCAAGCCGCCCAAAUGGAUGGCUUUAUCUCACAACAAUACUCCAUUAAGCCGGAUCAAAUGCAAGUGAUGAAUCCGCUCAUCGUCGUUUUUUGCAUUCCGCUGUUUAACUUCGUUAUUUAUCCCAUGCUUGGGAAAGUCAAAAUCAACACGCCACUGAGGAAAAUGGCGCUUGGCAUGACAUUGUGUGGCUUGGCGUUUGCCAUGUCUGGAUUCCUUGAGCUACAGCUAGAGAAAACGUAUCCGGUGAUGCCUAAAGCAGGAGAAGGGCAAUUGCGCAUUUUCAAUGGACAGUCGUGUGGCUUUCAACUUCAAACCAAUUUACCAUCACACGAGAAAAUCUACUUGGCCCCGAAUUCAGCGUGGUCCGAGAGACACAUCACAUUCAAAGAGAACGAGCCAUCGAAAACCAUUCAAUACAACAUCACUACAGAACCGGGCAGCACUUGCGAACCAAUCUCAUUCAACGGAGACCUGAAGAUUUUUCCAGAAAAAGCAACGACCUACCUUUUAGCCGCAACCAAUGCAUUUGUGCAAUACGAAGAUUCACUCGCUCGCUCCAAAUCCACUUUGCCACUCCUUCGAAUCUUGAUCACAUCGUGGGUUAACAGUUCGGAUGUGAUCAGUAAAGAGAUUAUGAUUCAAAAUAUGCUCAAUGCUCAUUCAUACAAAUUACACUCAGAUUUGAAUAAACUGCACGAAGUUGAGGUCGGCAGCUAUUUUGUAUGGGUCGAUGGAAUCCAAGUUGGUGGAUUUGAACUGAAACACAACGCCGCUUAUUCGGCGGUCAUCACUCAAAUUAGUCAAUAUAAUUAUACGAUGACCGUUCAUACAAUAACGGAACCACCUUCACUGCACAUUCUAUGGCAAAUACCUCAAUACGUGAUUGUGACAGCGGGCGAAAUCAUGUUCUCUGUCACUGGAUUGGAAUUCUCAUUCACUCAAGCACCAUCGUCGAUGAAAUCAGUUCUACAAGCAUUUUGGCUGCUCACUGUGACUUUUGGCAACAUUUUUGUUGUGAUCAUCGCCAAGAUCAAGGUUUUCGACACGCAAUCGGGCGAGUUCUUUCUGUUUGCUGGUUUGAUGGCCCUGAAUAUUAUUCUCUUCAUCUUCUUGGCCAAGAGAUACAAAUACCGGGCCGUGAUUGAAGACAUCGAGAACGAUGAGGCGGCCACUCGAAAUGCGAAUAUCAUCAAUAUGAACAGCACUCCAGCAUUGAAUGAAACAUUCGUAGUUGACGGUUUUGGGCCGACUGCAGUGGCAACAUCACAAUCCAAUCCGCGCUCAUCGUUGUCAAACGGCAGCAAUGCUAGUGAGAAACUAGAUUCUAGUCCAAAAUGCUUAAAACGCAAUUCCAAUGGCAAAAACGGUGUCGACAAAUACGGAUACACAGACAUUUAAGUGGAAUGGAAUGUCAUUUGUCCCGCGGAGACAAUUUUUUGUGAUAUUGUUAAUUGUUAAUUCUUUUUAUUGUUAGAAACCAUUUAAUGUAACAAACUUGUACAUGUAUAUUUCUACUGUUCUGUUAUUCAAAUUCUGGUUCUAUUACUGUUACUUUUGCUUUUACUGUUACUGAUUUUAUUCCAAUGCAAACGAAAUACGACUUUUUUUAAACAAUUUACUUUCUUCUUGUCAUUGUAAUCAAUUCAGAACUGUUUAAAUGAAAACUACCCAUUAACAUUUAACAUUGUGAAAUUAAAAUUAUUUUGUAUUUUUACGAUUUUUUCCAUCUACAAUCAAACUACUUACAAUUAUUUUAUUUCGAAAAUAAAGACUAUUUUUAAAGAAGCUAA
This is a messenger RNA of Sitodiplosis mosellana (orange wheat blossom midge), 3456 nucleotides long. Its product is annotated as peptide transporter family 1-like. NCBI's taxonomy places the organism in Eukaryota, Metazoa, Arthropoda, Insecta, Diptera, Cecidomyiidae. Bases 779 to 3064 code for a protein of 761 amino acids. The transcript has 8 exons. The record is from RefSeq and is a predicted model, not a curated record. Gene Ontology annotation, biological process: oligopeptide transport; transmembrane transport. Gene Ontology annotation, cellular component: membrane. Gene Ontology annotation, molecular function: dipeptide transmembrane transporter activity.